GAAUCCACGACGAAGCCGGGCGCACAUUGAUGAUAUCAUCACAGUAAUGCUGACGCUGCUACAGUAGAGCUUGUGGCUCAACCAAAGUAUUAUCUAAUAUUAUCACUAUCAGUCUCCUAAACGUUUUUCCAAAAUGAGCACAAUGUUUGCAGAUACGAUUCUUAUUGUGUUCAUAUCUAUUUGCACAGCAUUAUUAGCGGAAGGUAUAACAUGGGUUCUGGUGUACCGCACAGAGAAAUACAAGAGACUAAAGGCCGAGGUUGAAAAACAAAGUAAAAAACUGGAGAAAAAGAAAGAGACAAUUACGGAAUCAGCUGGGCGUCAACAGAAGAAAAAGAUUGAGAGACAAGAGGAGAAACUCAAGAACAAUAACCGAGAUCUCUCUAUGGUCCGGAUGAAAUCAAUGUUUGCCAUUGGCUUUUGCUUCACUGCUUUGAUGGGCAUGUUCAAUUCCAUCUUUGACGGUCGUGUUGUAGCCAAACUUCCAUUUGUCCCGUUGUCAUAUAUCCAAGGCCUCUCACACCGCAACCUCCUUGGCGAAGAUUACACAGACUGUUCCUUCAUCUUCCUCUACAUCCUGUGCACCAUGUCAAUUCGACAGAAUAUCCAGAAGAUGUUGGGUCUCGCCCCAUCCCGUGCCGCCACCAAACAGGCUGGAGGAUUUUUAGGACCUCCUCCACAAGCUGCAAAGUUUUCAUAAACAUUUGUAGACAGUGGGAUACUUAAAAAGAUCCGACACUCAGCUGUACAUUGUGUGAACGGCACUGAGUGUGAGAGAUUGAUAGUCAGGUUGUGCAGCUAUCAUUACCUUUGAUGACCACAGAAAUGAUGUGCAUUGUGUCUUUUUUUGUUUAAUUGUUGUUUUUAAUCAGGUAAAUUUAUAACUUACAUGCAGUCACAUUUCUAUCAGAAAAUGUUCCUUGAGCAAAGUUUUAAAUUCAGUCUGAAGCAUUUCUGUAAAACUUUGUUGCUCAUAAGGCUACAGAGAUUCUUUGUUGUAACUUAUAAUUUCAUGAUUAUCUACAAGCAAUAUUAUUUAAUAUAACUUCAUAUUUAGAAUUUGAGUGAUUCGUUUUAUUGGUGGAUUCUUAGAAUGUGUUAUUCUUUUCUUUUUUUUGGAUUGUCUGUGUAAAAGUUUUAAGUUGAAGGAUUUUGUGAGUUUAGACCUUAAACCCUUGAGCUUUUGUUACUCUAGUUUUUAUUCUGAUUAUUAUUUAACUAUUUAAUGUUCAAAUUGCAUUCGUACAUGAUUAAAUGAAUGAAAAGGAGU
This is a messenger RNA of Carassius auratus (goldfish), 1270 nucleotides long. RefSeq names its product transmembrane and coiled-coil domains 1 (gene tmco1). Gene Ontology annotation, biological process: endoplasmic reticulum calcium ion homeostasis. The transcript is spliced from 7 exons. Gene Ontology annotation, molecular function: calcium channel activity. Lineage: Eukaryota; Metazoa; Chordata; Actinopteri; Cypriniformes; Cyprinidae. The record is from RefSeq and is a predicted model, not a curated record. Gene Ontology annotation, cellular component: endoplasmic reticulum; endoplasmic reticulum membrane; cytoplasm. Bases 134 to 700 code for a protein of 188 amino acids.